Molecule: messenger RNA, 612 nt
Organism: Paramecium tetraurelia
Lineage: Eukaryota; Ciliophora; Oligohymenophorea; Peniculida; Parameciidae
Exons: 2
Source: RefSeq, a predicted model, not a curated record
AUGGAUUAAAAUAUAGGAAUGAAUAGGAAUGUUUAUAAAAUGAAAAUAAAUUCUUAUAUUUCAGCUGUGAUAUUAGAAGAGUUUCAUAUCAAUAAUAAGAAUUAGGAGGAAUCUAGAAGGAAUGUUGAUUAAAAUAUGAUUUAAUAAGUUAUGAAGAAAGAAAAUAUUAGUAUUGUUUUUACAACAAGCCCGUAAGUUGAAUUAGAAUUUAUUCAGAUUCCAAUUAUUUAAGUUCGAGUAAAUUAAAAUGGAACAGUUGAUUCAGACUAAAUAAUUCGUGAUAAUCGUUCGAUUAAUAUCGAAAAGGUAAAGGGGAACAUUCUUUACUUAAUUGAUACAUAUAAUACAAUGAUAAAAUAUGUAAUUUGUCUUCAAUUUAUAGCAAACCUUACAGAAGAUUAUCAUAAUUUAGAUAGUUUUACUUAAGAUUUAAUAAAGUAAUAAAGUGAGUUAAAUGAUUAUACUAAAGAACUUAAAAAAUUAGGAGUAGUAGGUUCUUCAAAUUCAACUCAAGCUCCUUAAUCAGAAAUUAUUGCAAGUUAAUAAACAUACUAAUUACCUUCUCCAAUUAGAAUUCCAUUAUUCAAAUUCAAUUAAAUGUUUAUACAAUGA